Messenger RNA from Haemonchus placei, 804 nucleotides. The record is from the annotation of a GenBank genome assembly. Lineage: Eukaryota; Metazoa; Nematoda; Chromadorea; Rhabditida; Trichostrongylidae.
AUGGUAUUGACGCAAGAGUUGUCUGCAAAAUCAUCUGGACUAAUGAGAGUGAAAGAAAGAAUGGUUGCUGCCGCUGCAGAUUUUCAAGGCCUUCGAAUGAUGGUGGAGAAUGACCAAGCCGGUUUUUCUCAGUAUGAACUGGGUAUUGAAGGUGUUGGAUACCUAACCAUUCCACCGGGUGAGGAUGGUGAAUCAUGCUUAGUACGGAACUUAUGCUGGUAUGGCACUGUUUGUGUUCAAACUGUGACAGGUGCUCGGUGCAUGGCUAAAGACUCAGAGAAUAACUGCGAUCAAAAAAAGUGUCCGUCAGGAUCAGCGUGUGAGUAUACUGAACCAGAGUGUAUUCAGGACAAGCCCUGUUACGCGGAGCCUAAAUGCAAGAACCAAGGACCUCAAGUUGUACCGCAAGAACAAACUGCAGAAAUGGUCCCCAACGAAGUCCUUAUUCCAUCAAAUCAACGUAGCAAUCCACCAGUUCCAGCGUGUGGAAGGAAUGAAGAACUGAAUGGAUGUGGAGCCUUAUGCGAGGGAAAGUGUGAAAAUGUGAACAGGGGGCCUAUUCCCUGUCCACUCAUUUGUCUUCCCCCCGCAUGCGCAUGCCGUGACGGCUUCUACAGAAACGCCAACAACGACUGUGUGACAGCAUCUCAGUGUCCAAGGCAAUGCAGCGCUAAUGAAACUUUCAACUCUUGUGGAAACCUGUGCGAAGGAAAAUGCGAAAACGUCGGCAGGGUACGUCGCCUUUUUCUCGCUAUUAAUAAAACGCAACGCAAAAGUGCAAUCGACCAUGGAUGGGUGAAAUAA